Messenger RNA from Manis pentadactyla (Chinese pangolin), 1755 nucleotides. It is a transcript of the gene EID1, whose product is annotated as EP300 interacting inhibitor of differentiation 1. Bases 83 to 658 code for a protein of 191 amino acids. NCBI's taxonomy places the organism in Eukaryota, Metazoa, Chordata, Mammalia, Pholidota, Manidae. Gene Ontology annotation, molecular function: transcription corepressor activity. Gene Ontology annotation, cellular component: nucleoplasm. The record is from RefSeq and is a predicted model, not a curated record. Gene Ontology annotation, biological process: negative regulation of DNA-templated transcription. The transcript has a single exon.
GCGUUUGCGCAAGCGCACAACCGCACCGCCUCGUAUCUCGAUCUUGCAGAAAACGCCUAGGAGAGGUUGAGCCCAUUGUACAAUGUCGGAGAUGAACGUGCUGUCCGAGCUGUACGAAGAGAGCAAUGACCUGCAGAUGGACGUGAUGCCUGGCGAGAGUGACCUUCCGCAGAUGGAGGUAGGCAGCGGGGGCCGGGAGCCAUCCCCGAGCCUCUCCCGCGGCAGGGCCCCGCCACAGCUCGAGGAGGAAGGGCCGAUGGAGGAGGAGGCGGCCCAGCCAAUGGCGGAGCCGGAGGGCGAUCGAGGCCUUGCCAACCGGGCCAGCCCCGGGGAGCAGCCAGGCCAGAUCGCGGGCCAUGACUUCGAGAGCGAGGACGAGGGCGAGGAAUUUGACGACUGGGAGGACGACUACGACUAUCCUGAAGAGGAGCAGCUGAGCGGGGCGGGCUACAGAGUGUCGGCGGCCCUGGAAGAAGCCAACAAGAUGUUUCUGAGAACAUCCAGAGCAAGAGAGGCAGCCCUGGAUGGGGGGUUUCAGAUGCAUUAUGAGAAGACCCCGUUUGAUCAGUUGGCCUUUAUCGAAGAGCUUUUUUCACUUAUGGUUGUCAAUCGUCUGACCGAAGAACUCGGCUGUGAUGAGAUCAUUGACAGAGAGUAGUCAAAUGAUUUUUAAGAGGAGGAAUCGUCCUGAGGAGAGACCCAGCAACAUUCCACUGGCUCUUGGGUGCAUCCCAAAUAGUUCCGUGCCAAUGAAAAACUUGAUCUUCAAAAAAAAAAAUGUUUCCUCUUUGCAGAAUAGAAUUAGGGCAGCGACUGAACAGUUAAGAAAAAGGAAAAAAAUUGUAAAAGAAAAGGCAUCUUAGGACUGUUGGAACCUGUUAUCAAAAAUGUCCUGAAACACCUGUGGCUUUGAUUUUGUUGUUGCUCCAGAUUAUUUUCCUUGCAUUGGGAAAAAUACCUCACAUUUCACUGUAAGGGAUGGUUUUGCAAGAAUAAGGAUAUGACCAUGACAAACUGCCAGUAAAAAAGCCCACUGAUACUAAUUUUAUGAGAAAAAGUAACUAAUAUCCAGCUGAGGACAUGAGACGUUUCUGAGUCAUUUGGACCGAAAACCUAUUGAGAAAACUAAAGAUUCCACUUUGUGAUCUCUCCAAGCCAUAGCUGUCAAAAGCUAAGUUUUUAGUGUAAUAUACAUUGAGUAUUCGUCAUUAUACCAAAAGGAUAAGAAAACCCAGAAAGAAAUAUGUGUCACUUGUGCUAUAUCUUAAAAUGUGUUCCCAAGAGCAUCUGAAAUUUUGUACUUGUACCUUGAUUAUGUAUAAAGCUACUAUGAUAUAUAAUUCAAGAAAAUUCUUUUUUGGCCAUUUUUAAAAGUAAAAAAUUAACAUGUUCAUAAUAAAGUUUUCAAAUUUAGACAUUAAAAUGUAUGUAAAGUAUAAAGAAAACAUUAUUUCUAACAUGCUUAUAUACUAGAGAAAUUUUCUGUUUUACUUGCUCUCUGUUUUGCAUUUAACUUUUGCAGGCAACAGACUGGUUGAACUUCAAAUGUAAGAACUGUUAAAUGAAAAUUGUCAAGUAAAAGGAAAGCCCUAUUUCAAAAAAAAACAACUUAUGAAUAAUAUGCUGUCAAUCUUUAUAUAAAGGUUUUAAACCUGCUCAAAAAUCCACCUCAGUAUCUGAAGUUUCCCUCUCUCCUCCUCUAAGUUGUUAUUGGUUAUGCACCAGCAUUUAAAAUAAAAUUUCUUGUUCUGUGUA